UUUUGACCGUCGUUAAAUUUUCAUAACUGGCAAAGCUGAUCAAAGUUGGCAAAGUAAGAAGAGAAGAGAGGAAGAAAAAAGUCUGAUAGAUGAGAUGUCCAAAGUGAUGGAAGAAACAGAAAGAGUAAAAAGCAAAGAAGAAGAAGAAGAAAUAUGGAGUUGGGGAGCAGGAACAGAAGGACAAUUAGCAACAGGGAAACUUCAAGAUGAACAUCAACCUCAACUCAUUCAAUCCCUUUCUUCUUCUUUUGGUCCAAUCUCUCAUCUCUCUUGUGGUGGUGCCCAUGUCAUUGCCCUUACCUCUGGUGGAAAAGUGCUAACAUGGGGGAGGGGUACUUCUGGUCAGUUAGGCCAUGAGGAGAUGGUGAACUGCUUACACCCAAAGUCAGUAGAGUCUUUGGAAGGCAUCUUUAUUACACAUGCUUCUGCUGGAUGGAAUCACUCAGGAUUUGUUUCAGAUACUGGUUACGUAUUUACUUGUGGAGAUGGUUCAUUUGGUCAGCUUGGGCAUGGGGAUUAUAUCUCAAGGUGUUUUCCUGUACAAGUGUUGCAAUUCAAGACUAGGCAUGUCGAGCAAAUUGCUUGUGGUAUGCGUCAUUCACUUGUCUUACUAAAAGGAGAUACUGAGGAUCUUAUCUAUGGAUUUGGUUCCGGAAAACGUGGUCAACUUGGUAUAUCUGAUGACAAACAGAAGUUAGUUAGCACUCCUCAGGUUACUUUGGGUUUUGAAAAUGUCAAAAUCAGGAGUAUCACUGCAAAUGGAGAUCAUAGUGCAGCAAUAUCCGUGAACGGGCAUUUAUAUGUAUGGGGAAGAGCAUUCUGUGGAGCCCCAGAUGUGUAUAGGCCCCGCCGUGUUACUGCAGAGUUAUAUUUCAGCCAGGUUGCUUUAGGAUGGAAUCACGCUCUUGUAUUGACAGGUGAUGGGGAAGUAUACAUGCUUGGCAGGUACAAUUAUAAUGUUCCUACUGGAGCUCAGAAAACGAACAUGAUGAGUCAUCGUAUGUCUGAUGAAGGUGCCCUACAAAGAGUCCUUGACCUCGAUAGUACAAAGGUCGUCCAAAUUGGCACAGGAGCUGAGCACUCUGCCGUGAUAACAGCAGAUGACGGAUCAGUAAUGACAUGGGGGUGGGGUGAACAUGGUCAGCUUGGGUUAGGAGAUACAAAUGAUCAAACAGUUCCGCGGGUUGUAAGUUUAUGCAAUGAACAGUCUAGGAAACCGUGUGUUGGUAGAGUUUGCUGUGGCAGUGGUUUUACAUUUGUUAUCAGGACGUAUGCCGUGAAUUCCAGUUUCUAAUAUAGCGAUAUUCAGGAUUUGAAAUGUAAUUGUCCACUAUGUUGCUUAUCAAAAUAAUUUUUUUCUAUUU
This is a messenger RNA of Lycium ferocissimum, 1364 nucleotides long. RefSeq names its product ultraviolet-B receptor UVR8. The transcript has 8 exons. NCBI's taxonomy places the organism in Eukaryota, Viridiplantae, Streptophyta, Magnoliopsida, Solanales, Solanaceae. Bases 95 to 1294 code for a protein of 399 amino acids. The record is from RefSeq and is a predicted model, not a curated record.